AUGUACCCAGUUCCUUUCACAAAGGAAGAUAUGGAUGGAAAUCUCCAGGCAUUUUUACAAGAUUUGUCUGAAGAAGCAUCUUUUGUGGAAAGAUUUCUUAAAGUAUACCAAGGCAUUAAAAGAUCCUAUGAUUUGUUUGUCUCCAGCUGUGCACAGUUACUGUUCAACAAGGAGCUUCUCAGAUAUCUUGAGGAAAGCAAGUUUGAUGCCAUCCUUUCCGACCCUGCACUACCCUGCGGGCCCAUCCUGGCUGAGCAUCUCUCAGUCCCUUCCGUGUUUUUUUUGCGACUAAUACCCUGUGGUUUAGAAUUUGAAGCCACUCAAUGUCCCAAUCCCCCUUCUUAUGUCCCCAGGGGAUUCACAGAACUUACAGACCGCAUGAAUUUUCUCCAGCGCGUGAAGAAUCUAAUCUUUGACAUUCCAAAUUAUUUCCUCUGUGAUUUUAUCCUUCAAGC
Molecule: messenger RNA, 455 nt
Organism: Opisthocomus hoazin
Lineage: Eukaryota; Metazoa; Chordata; Aves; Opisthocomiformes; Opisthocomidae
Source: RefSeq, a predicted model, not a curated record